Messenger RNA from Nerophis lumbriciformis (worm pipefish), 1647 nucleotides. RefSeq lists its product as uncharacterized. Gene Ontology annotation, cellular component: nucleus. The record is from RefSeq and is a predicted model, not a curated record. Gene Ontology annotation, biological process: regulation of gene expression. NCBI's taxonomy places the organism in Eukaryota, Metazoa, Chordata, Actinopteri, Syngnathiformes, Syngnathidae.
AAAAAAGCUAAAAGGCGACGGCUGCUUUGUGGAAUCGAGUAAAAAAACAUUCAAAAUGUUGAAAGAAUUGGUGAUAGAGCGACUAAUGGUGGCAGCCGAUGACAUUUUUGCACUGUUUGAACAAACUAUAGCGUCGUACGAGGAGGAACGUUCUCGAACAAGACAGGAGAGACAACAACUGGCGGAGUUGAAGAUGCUUGACGUUGACGAUGUCCAGCAGUUGAUUAAUUGUCGAGAAGAACGUUCCACUCAGUCGCAGGGGAUAAGCUUCACUCAGGAGCAGGAGGAUCUAAGGCCAUCUGAUGUUAAAAAGGAAGAGAAGGAAUUCUGGAUCACUCAGGAGGGAAAGUGUGUUCUCGGGCCAGAGGAGGCCGAUCCCACCGAGUUGCAACUGAUUGGUGUCUCUGUGAAGAUUGAAGACCAACCACCAGAGUUCUCGAGGCUUCCAAGCAGCAGCUCACCACAGCACUUGACAACACAACCUGAUGAAGACCACCCUGAAGGAUCACAAGCAGACAACCUCUUAGCGCCACUGUCUGAUAGUGACAACACAACGUCGCACUGUCCUGAGGAUGAAGACUGUGAUGACACCCAAAAACCUUUGAGCAUCGACGUUGUGCCGACUGAUCCUGACAACAAACCCUCUCAAAAGAAGCUCACUAAAGAUCAGUUUACCUGCUUAGUUUGUGCUCAAAGUUAUACAUAUGAGUGUGAGUUUACACAACACAUGCAGACACACAAUAAGCCUUUUAAAUGCUCAGUUUGUGAUAAAAUAUUCACUAAAAGGAAAACAAUAAUUGAACACGCGAGAACACAUACGAAAGAAAAACCUUUUAGCUGCUCGAUAUGCGGUAAAAGAUUCUCCUGGAAGUCAAGUAUCACGACACACACAAAGUUACACUUGCCUGAAAAACCUUUUAGGUGUUCAUUUUGUGGGAAACGGUUUUCUCAAAAAUCACACGUGGAGUCACACAGAAGGACACACACGGGUGAAAAGCCAUUUAAAUGCCAAUUUUGCGAUAAAAGGUUCUCUUACCAGUCGUCUAUGGCGUCACACGUGAGACUGCACACGCGUGAAAAACCUUUCAGUUGCUCAGUUUGCGGUAAAAGCUUUACUCGGGAGUCUCAAAUGUCGUCACACAUGAGAAAGCACACAGGAGCGAAACCCUUUACAUGCUCGAUAUGCGGUAAAAGUUAUUCUCAAAGGAAAUAUUACACAGCACACCUGGGGACACACGCUGGAGAAUAAUUUGAGUCUAAUCAAAAAUCAACAUGCAUUUCAAAUCAGGCCUACAGUAAAUAUGUAAUGUAUAAAAAUACUUACAACCGUAACCAUGCAACUUUCAUUAUAUUUCUACCAUACCGUUAGUGAUGAAUGUGAAGAUGAUGUAUAAUGUAAAGUGUUUUGGGUAUCAUUCCAGUUAUAGUCAAGCGCUAUAUAAAUAAGAACUGUUUACCGUUUAUUUGUCAUUAUUUAGUCACUUUCAAAUAAGAUUCACAAACAUCACAGCUGAAGAAGAUUCACAGUUGUGUUGCAUUUUGUGGUUAAGACAUGCUCCCAAAAUUAUGUUUCCAACCUAAGCUGUUUGGGACAUAAAUAUGAAACUUGUAAAUACAGUACGUAUGUCUAAGUCGGGUGUCGGAAUA